This is a messenger RNA of Pan troglodytes (chimpanzee), 1053 nucleotides long. RefSeq names its product ribosome-recycling factor, mitochondrial-like. The record is from RefSeq and is a predicted model, not a curated record. Bases 54 to 842 code for a protein of 262 amino acids. NCBI's taxonomy places the organism in Eukaryota, Metazoa, Chordata, Mammalia, Primates, Hominidae. The transcript has a single exon. Gene Ontology annotation, cellular component: mitochondrion. Gene Ontology annotation, molecular function: ribosomal large subunit binding. Gene Ontology annotation, biological process: translation.
UCCUUAGUAACCUGGGCGAUAGCUGUGGAUGUUUCCAAGGAUUGUCUUCAGUCAUGGCCUUGGGAUUAAAGUGCUCCCACAUGGUCCACCCUGCCUUUCGCAAUUAUCUUGCAGCCUCUAUCAGACCCGUUUCAGAAGUUACACUGAAGACAGUGUAUGAAAGACAACAUGGCCAUAGGCAAUACGUGGCCUAUUCAGCUGUACCAGUCCACCAUUUUGCUACCAAGAAAGCCAAAGCCAAAGGGAAAGGAAAGUCCCAAACCAGAGUGAAUAUUAGUGCUGCCUUUGUUGAGGAUAUAAUCAACUUGGAAGAGGUGAAUGAAGAAAUGAAGUCUGUGAUAGAAGCACACAAGGAUAAUUUCAAUAAGACUCUCAAUAUAAGGACCUCACCAGGAUCCCUUGACAAGAUUGCUGUGGUAACUGCUGAUGGAAAACUUGCUUUAAACCAGAUUAGGCAGAUCUCCGUGAAGUUGCCACAGCUGAUUUUGGUGAAUAUGGCCAGCUUCCCAGAGUGUACAGUUGCAGCUAUCAAGGCUAUAAGAGAAAGUGGAAUGAAUCUGAACCCAGAAGUGGAAGGGACACUAAUUCGGGUACCCAUUCCCCAAGUAAUCAGAGAGCACAGAGAAAUGCUGGUGAAACUGGCCAAACAGAACACCAACAAGGCCAAAUACUCUUUACUGAAGGUUUGUACCAACGCAAUGAACAAGCUGAAGAAAUCCAAGGAUACAGUCUCGGAGGACACCAUUAGGCUAACAGAGAAACAGAUCAGCCAAAUGGCCGAUGACACAGUGGCAGAACUGUACAGGCAUCUGGCAGUGAAGAACAAAGAACUCCUUGGAUGAAAGUCCACUACAGGCCAGCAAUACUUCAGAGCCCAGUUUCUGCUGGAUCCCAUGGGUGGCACAUUGGGACCUCUCUCCCUCCCCCAUCCACACAGAAGACUGUCACCAUGCUGACAGAAGGCUGUCUUUGUGAGGCCCAGCCUUCCAGUGGAACACUCAGACUUGUUCAUUCUCUUCCUCCUUCUGCUCUGGGCCUUCUGACGUGGGUGGC